UGUAUGUGUUAGCCAAGAUACUAUUUUCAAUCUUUAGCCUGUCAUAGGAUAUUUUUAACCAAGUGAAAAAGGUUUCUUUUUGACACGAUACUGUGAUAUUAAGACAUGUGGAAUUUAUUGGGAUUUGUGUUUGCCCUCUCCCUGCUGCUUCUCUGUGUAGUGGGCAGAGCGAUGGGACUGGAUGGGCUUCAGGUGACAGGGUGCUCCCGGUGGGGUGCACCGGGCAACAGGAGCCUCUUCCAGGAUGGAGACGUGAUUAUCGGUGGGCUUUUCAGUCUCCAUUACAUACCUUCAGCUGUGGAGCAGGACUUCACCAAGCUGCCACACUAUAAACCUUGCACUGGUUUAGAUCUACAGUCGUUAAAAUAUAUGUACGCUAUGGCCUUUGCGGUGGAGGAAAUCAAUUGUAACAGCAGCCUGCUACCAGGACUGAAGCUGGGUUACCGUAUACUUGAUAGCUGUGGCCGAUACCCCUGGGCUCUGCAAAGUGCACUUUCUCUGGUCGGAGGAGACGCACACAGCUGCAGCACAACAGCCUCUCCACUUCAUUCUGCAACUUAUGAGCAACCUUUAGAGACAGCUGGUGGUCAGGUUGUUCCUUUGCUCAUUGGUGCUGCUUCGUCUACAACAGCCAUGAUGCUGUCCAGGAUACUGAGGCCUCUCUCUGUACCACUUAUCAGCUUCUUGGCCAGCUGCCCCUGUCUUAGUGACAGAUCCAAGUUUCCUAACUUCUUCAGAACGAUCCCCAGUGAUGUUUAUCAAGCUCAAGCUAUGGCACAGCUAGCUAUACGCCUUCAGUGGACGUGGGUUGGAGCUGUGCAUGCAAAUAAUGAUUAUGGUCAACUUGCAAUACAGGUAUUUCAGGAAGAGAUUCAGGGGAAAGGCGUAUGCUUGGAGUUUAUAGAGCCUGUCCACAGACAAACUAUUGUGAGAGACGCCAAACGUGCAGCGCUCACCAUCCAAGCUGCGACUGCAAGAGUGAUUCUGGUCUUUACUUGGUAUACAGAUAUAAAGAAAGUAUUUCUGGAACUGGCCAAGAGAAAUGUGACUGACAGACAGUUUUUGGCCAGUGAAGCCUGGAGCACAAGCGAUGAUCUUCUCCAGGAUCAUACUGUCUCUAAGGUGGCAAGUGGUGUUCUUGGUGUGGCCAUUCGAAGUUCAGCAAUACCUGGAUUUGAAAAUUAUCUCAGACAUUUGCACCCGACUUAUCAUCCUGAUGAUGAAUUCUUGAGAGAAUUCUGGGAAAAAGAGUUUGGAUGCAGUCUUGUGGACAAGUUUUCACAUUCCCCUUCAUCACCUUCAGCUUCUCUACCUCUGUGCAGCGGGAUGGAGUCCUUAGAGGGUGUGCAGCAUCCCUUUGUGGACACGUCUCAGCUCAGAGUGGCAUAUAAUGUGUAUCUUGCUGUUUAUGCUGCAGCUCACGCUCUGCACAGCCUCCUCUCCUGCCCCAACAGGGACAGCCCUCCUGGAAGCAACAUCUCUGCUUGCUCCUCUCCAGAACACAUCAAACCGAUGGAGCUAAUGCAGCACUUAAACAAAGUGAACGUCAUCACACCGCACGGAGAAAUGUUUUAUUUCCAAGGAGCUGACUUUCCACCCAAGUAUGACCUUGUCAACUGGCAGAAAAGCCCUGAGGGGACACUCAAACUGGUUUUGAUUGGUCGUGUGGAUGGGUUUGAUCUCCACCUGAACGAGUCAGCUAUUCAGUGGAGCACAGGAUCCAAUCAGGUGCCUGUUUCAGUGUGCAGUGAAAGAUGUCCCCCAGGUACUCGGGUGGCAAACAGGAAAGGAGAACCUGUCUGCUGCUUUGACUGCUUCCCAUGUGCUGAUGGGGAAAUUAGCAAUACAACUGGUUCUCUUCACUGUGAGAGAUGUCCAGUUGCGUUCUGGUCCAAUGCUGAUAGAACUGCCUGCAUCCCUCGUCAGCUGGACUUCCUUUCCUUUAAUGAAACUUUGGGAAUUACUUUAACUACAGCAGCUGUGUCUGGUGCCAUUGUGACAACAGCUGUGUUGGUGGUUUUUCUGUAUUACCGUCAAACACCUUUGGUACGAGCCAACAACUCAGAGCUGAGCUUCCUGCUUCUUCUGUCACUCAAGCUCUGCUUUCUGUGCUCACUGGUGUUCAUCGGUCGUCCAUCAGUCUGGUCUUGUCGGUUCCAGCAAGCUGCAUUUGGGAUCAGCUUUGGACUUUGUGUUUCCUGCCUCUUGGUAAAAACCAUUGUGGUUCUGGCUGUUUUCCGCUCAGCUCGGCCGGGAGCCGAAGGUUUGAUGAAGUGGUUUGGUCCAGGCCAACAGAGAGGAAGUAUCUGCUUCUUCACAUGUAUACAGGUUAUCAUCUGUGCCAUUUGGCUGUCCCUCAGCCCCCCGAUGCCUCAACGUGAUCUGGGUUUCAGAGGGUCAAAAGUCACUGUGGAGUGUGCAAUGGAAUCUGUGGUGGGUUUCUCUCUGGUUCUGGGCUACAUCGGCCUGCUGGCCUGCACCUGCCUCCUCUUGGCCUUUCUUGCUCGGAAACUCCCAGACAAUUUCAAUGAAGCCAAACUGAUCACCUUCAGCAUGCUGAUUUUCUGUGCCGUCUGGGUUGCCUUUGUGCCUGCUUAUGUCAGCUCUCCUGGGAAAUAUGUUGUCGCUGUGGAAAUUUUUGCAAUUCUUGCCUCCAGUUAUGGUUUACUGCUCUGUAUUUUUGCACCAAAAUGUUUUAUUAUUCUUUUGAGGCCUGAGAAAAACACUAAGAAACACCUGAUGGCAAGAUAGUUUUACUGGCUUCAGUUCAAACAUGUGACUCUUUACCAUCUUUGUCUGGUCUAGACAACUCCAACUCCUCUAUAUAAUUCUUUUGGCAACGAUUGUUCAAGACAUAACUUGUCCAGCCAUUUCUUGUGUCACACAUAGUUACUGCUUUUAUUAGUGACUGAAUAAUUCAGAGAAUUUCUGCUGUUAGACUUUAAAUGCUACCAUAGUACCAUCCUCUGAAGAAAAACUUACAUUUAAAUGUAAUGCUGCUAUUCAAAUUGUACUUGUGUAGUUUUUUUCUCUGUAUCUCAGCUAAAUAUAACUAUGCCAGCUUCUCUGAAAACAGAAUUUUGAAAAUUAUGUUAAUGUCCUCCAUAUAAUGCUUUUUGAAUAAAUUCAAAGUAAAUAC
Amphiprion ocellaris (clown anemonefish) is the source of this 3139-nucleotide messenger RNA. Its product is annotated as extracellular calcium-sensing receptor-like. Bases 106 to 2751 code for a protein of 881 amino acids. The record is from RefSeq and is a predicted model, not a curated record. Gene Ontology annotation, molecular function: G protein-coupled receptor activity. NCBI's taxonomy places the organism in Eukaryota, Metazoa, Chordata, Actinopteri, Pomacentridae. The transcript is spliced from 12 exons. Gene Ontology annotation, biological process: G protein-coupled receptor signaling pathway. Gene Ontology annotation, cellular component: membrane.